Argentina anserina (silverweed cinquefoil) is the source of this 2599-nucleotide messenger RNA. RefSeq names its product G-type lectin S-receptor-like serine/threonine-protein kinase LECRK3. The transcript has a single exon. The record is from RefSeq and is a predicted model, not a curated record. Gene Ontology annotation, biological process: protein phosphorylation; recognition of pollen. Lineage: Eukaryota; Viridiplantae; Streptophyta; Magnoliopsida; Rosales; Rosaceae. Gene Ontology annotation, molecular function: ATP binding; protein serine/threonine kinase activity. Bases 1 to 2478 code for a protein of 825 amino acids.
AUGGCUUCUUCUUCUUCUUCUUCUGUACUGGUUUUAUUCAUACUUUUGAUUACCUUGAUCACCAAUAAUGUAGAAGCUAAAAAAAACCACUCCACAUCCAAUUUAAUCCGCAUUGGCUCCAAUCUGACCCCCGAUGCCCUCGGUAAUUCUUCAUGGUUGUCAUAUUCUGGCCGCUUUGCCUUUGGUUUCUAUCCACAAGGCAAUGGCUUUGCUGUUGGUAUACAGCUCCUUAAUCCACCACAAAACACAGUUGUGUGGACUGCAAAUCGAGAUGACCCCCCUGUCUCCUCAAACUCUACACUGAAACUAACAAAACGCGGUCUCUUGCUUCAAACUGAGGGAGGCCCAGAAGUCACUAUUGCUUCUGGCUCAAGUUCAGAAGAAGAAGGUACAAGUGGACUUGAGCCAGAAGAAGUAGAGACAACUGCAGCUGCAGCUAUGCUCGACUCUGGAAAUUUUGUGCUGUAUAAUGGCACUUCUUUUGUCAUAUGGGAGAGCUUUAGUUUACCUACGGAUACAAUACUGGGAGGUCAAGAUUUGGAGGCAGGCAGGUCUUUGGUAUCAAGUGCAUCUGUAUCAGAUCACUCCAGGGGGCCAUUUUCCCUGACAAUGAAUAGUAAUGGAAACCUUCUGGCCUACCCGCCAAACAGCUCUGCUGCUUAUUAUCUUACAGCUGUGACCUCGUUGACAGAAUAUUGCAAACUCAGUCUGAACAUGUCGGGAUUUCUCGUUAUAGAAAAUGAGCUUGGUGGCAAGGCCAUUCAGAUUUUGGCAAAUGGCUCGCACCUACAAGACAAUCAAACUACAGUCUACCGCGCAACACUCGAUGCUGAUGGGAAUUUCAGAUUGUACUUGCAUAGCUUUCUGAUGGCUAGUGUUGCGAUAAUUUGGUCUGCUUUUCAUCCAUGUGAUAUUCAAGGCAUUUGUGGCUUCAACAGUUAUUGCGAAAUAAUCAUGCAGAAUGAAGUGGAGUGCAAAUGUUACCCUGGAUUUGUUUACAACAACGCCAGUCAGAAGUCUCUGGGAUGCUAUCAUAAUUUCACCGUAGAUGGCUGCACCGAAGAUGAAGAGCCACGGCUGCGGUACAAGGUGGAGGCCUUGGACAAUAUCUGGUGGAAAAACCAUCCUUAUUCAGUAACACCUUCUCAAAACAAGGAAGAUUGCAGUGACUCUUGCCUGGGAGACUGCAAUUGUUGGGCUGUGCUAUAUAAUAGUACAGAUGCUAAUUGCAGAAAAUACAAGAUUCCGCUUUUAUAUGGCAAAAGAAAUUCAAGUAAACCCUCUAAAGGUUACAUCAAACUACUUCAACCGAGAAACAUGGAGGAUACUCCAUUCAAUACUCCCGACCUACCCGAAAGUCCAACUGUAACUGAAAGCAAGAAUAAUAGUCUGAUUCUUAUUCUUGCUAUCAGUCUGGGUUCCAUUGCAUUCUUGUGUUUUGUCUUCGCCAUCUCAAGUUUCACCACAUACAUGCAUCGAGUUCAUAGGUAUGAGAAGCUGUUGAAAGAUUCGAGUUUGGCACUAGCUGAUCCAGAGUACUUCACUUUACAAUCAUUUUCUUACGCUGAGCUCGAAAGAGCUACAGAUGGCUUCAAGGAAGAGAUUGGAAGAGGUACUUUCGGAGCUGUUUAUAAAGGAACUCUGUCUGGGGGCAGUUCCAGCAAAACUGUUGCUGUAAAAAGACUGGAAAAGGUGGUCGAUGAAGGAGUAAGAGAAUUUAGAGCCGAAAUUACGACCAUUGGACGAACUCACCACAGAAACUUGGUCCAGUUGCUUGGUUUCUGUAUUGAGGGUUCUAGAAAGCUUCUUGUUUAUGACUACAUGAGCAACGGCUCACUUGCAGAUCUUCUAUUUAAGGCCAAAACAAUGCACUCAUCUUGGAAUGAAAGGGUAAGACUUGUAUUCGAUGUGGCUAAAGGGGUCCUCUAUUUACAUGACGAAUGCAGUGUCCAUAUCAUUCACUCCAAUUUGAAACCCCAAAACAUACUCUUGGAUCAUACUUGGACGGCUAAGAUAUCUGAUUUCGGUUUGGCCAGGCUGGUGCCGAAUGAAACAAAAAUCAGCUCGGCUACUGGAGGAGGAAUGAGUUCAGCUGAACAGGUUAGAAGAGGUUAUCUGGCGCCUGAAUGGCAGAACAAUGCUCUUAUAUCUGUGAAAGCUGAUAUAUACAGCUUUGGUAUCGUGCUUUUAGAGAUUGUGUGUUGUAGAAGAAACAUAGAAGUAAAUAUUUCGACACCAGAUGAGAUAAUUCUUUCCAGUUGGGUAAGUAAAUGCUUUGCUGCUGGAGAAUUAGCUAAGCUUGUUGAGGAGGAUGAAAAUGUAGAUUUGAAGACGCUAGAAAGAAUGGUGAAAGUGGGUUUAUGGUGUGUUCAAGAUGAUCCAGCUUUGCGACCUUUCAUGAGAAAUGUAAUACUGAUGUUGGAAGGGACAAUGGACAUACCAGUUCCACCGUGUCCAAAGCUUCCCUCUCUUGUUUGAUGUUGGAAUGUGUUUCCAACUGAUGUCUUACAACAACAUGUGUACAUAGAUCUUAUAGGAAUAACCUAGAUCUAUCAAUCGAUCUAGACUCUUAACUUUAUGCUAAAUUUGAUGUGUUCAU